Messenger RNA from Neospora caninum, 1491 nucleotides. RefSeq lists its product as hypothetical. Bases 1 to 1491 code for a protein of 496 amino acids. The transcript has 6 exons. Gene Ontology annotation, biological process: mRNA splicing, via spliceosome. Gene Ontology annotation, cellular component: U2-type spliceosomal complex. NCBI's taxonomy places the organism in Eukaryota, Apicomplexa, Conoidasida, Eucoccidiorida, Sarcocystidae. The record is from RefSeq and is a predicted model, not a curated record.
AUGCUGCCGCAUCAGCUGAAGCGGGCUGUCGCCGAGGCAGAGGCGCAUGCAGCGGCGCAGGCCGGUGCCCAGGGCGGAGACGGCCGAGGCGAGGCCUUGCCUGCGGGAGAGGCCGACAGGCUUCGCCAGCUUCAAAAAGAUCGCGCGCAACUUCAGCUUCGAAAACUCCAGGCCGAUGCGGGUUUGAUUUCGAAGCAAGCAGCCGUGGUGGCCGCCGCUGGCCUCGAGUGGCUGUACGAUCAGCCCAAGGGGAGAGAGGCGCAAGAGGCUGAGCGGGAAGCGUACCUUCUAGGGAAGCCGAUCGCGGCCCCCUCGGCGUCUUCCGCGUCGGCGUCGCGCGCGGAACAAGUCGCUGCGGCGCGAGCGGGUGGGCGAGACGCGCGGCGCGGCGAGGUGAAGAGUGCCGCCUUGUUCCUGCCAACAGGGGCGCUGCUGCGCGCGAGCGACGACACGCUUCGGAAGCUGAGAGAAGAUCCGCUGUUUCUGAUCAAGCAGGCGGAGGUCACGCAGAAGAAGAUCAAGGAGGCGAACCCGAUGCUGCGACAGCGGGAGCAGGAGCGAAGGGAGAGACAGCGCGAGGAAGAGGAGGCGAAGCGGCGAAAGCGAGAGCGGAAGGAGGCUCGCAAGCUGAGGAAGCAGAUGAAGAAGCAGAGAAAGCGGAGGCGGCGCGAGGCGGACGAAGAGCGAUGGCGAGAAGAGAGGAGACACAGGAGAUCGCGCAGCGACUCAGACAGCAGCGACUCAGACAGCAGCAACGAAGAUACGGAACAGCGAGACGAGAGGAGGGAGAGAGAACGGCCGGAGCGGCGGUCCCCCCACAAGGGUGAAGCUAGGCCGCGGCUUCCCGUCAAAGAAGAGCCUCUUCCGGUUCAAGUCAAACGCGAACCGUCUGCGUCUCCCCCUCGGUCUUCUGCCUCGGCUGGAGAAAACGGCGCGCCUGCAAACACAGCGACGACGCGGAGGCUCUACGGGCCCGCGCGACCCGACGUGGCCGCGAUUCAGACAGAGGCCUUUGGAGUCACGGACGAGAUCGCGCCGCCUGCCGCCAUCCAGGAGAAAGCGCGCGCGCUUCAGGAGCAGCGCGAGGCUCAGCAAAAGGCGGCGGUCGCGGCGCGCAACGCGGCGAUUGACCAGGCAGUGAGAGAGAGACGAGAACAGGAGCGGAAGAAGUCGCGGAGUGGAGACGAACGGUCCGAGGGCCGGAGCGAGGCGGCAGACAAGCUCCAGGAGAUGAAGGAGGCAGGCCUGAGGCACGAGGCGGACAAGGCCCGAAAGCACGAAUUGCUGACGAUGAAGGAGACGCUCCAAGCGCAGUUGGAAGAAAAAUGGAGAGUGAAGACUGAGGGAGGUGAACUGUUCAACUCGAUGCAGCGUCAGGCCUUCUUCAGCGAAGGCAAGACUGUGGAAGACUUCCUGCAGAGACGCAGGGCACGACGGAGGAAGGGAGCAGACGACGAUGACAUCCUUGCGACAAAUGCCGAGCAGCGAUGA